Pocillopora damicornis (cauliflower coral) is the source of this 495-nucleotide messenger RNA. RefSeq lists its product as uncharacterized. The record is from RefSeq and is a predicted model, not a curated record. NCBI's taxonomy places the organism in Eukaryota, Metazoa, Cnidaria, Anthozoa, Scleractinia, Pocilloporidae.
AUGAAUGUUCACCUAUUUGGCUGGUCUUCAUCACUGAGUUGCUCAAACUUCGUGUCGCAGAAAGAUGCCAAUGACGUAGAGAAGAUUGUUGGUGCAGAUACUGCUGAUGUUCUGAAGAGUUUCUAUGUCAACAAUUGUCUUUGUUCAGAAGAGUCAGUAGACUUAGCUGUCGAAAGAAUGCAUGGUGUUCACUGUGCUUGUGCAUAUGGAGGGUUCAAUUUGGCCAAGUUCCUCAGUAACAAUAAGGUCGUUCUUGAAAGUAUUCCAGAAGAAGCAUGUGCCCAUGGAGUGAGAUCAUUGGAACUAGGCAACAACUAUUAUCGAAUCAAGAGGGCCCUUAGCAUUCAGUGGGGGAUCGAGUCUGACAUGUCCAGUUUCAGAAUCAACAUAAAAGAACAACUGCUAACACUAAGAGGGAUUUUGUCCAACAUAUCUUCUAUCUACAACCCCCUAGGAAUAGCUGCACCUUUUCUGUUGGUGGGAAAGAAGAUAUAG